AUGUACACCAAGGCCAUCGCUGCUCUUCUUCUCCUCACUCCGGCUCUAGCCAUACCCCAAGCUACGUCUGUAGCUACAUCGGAAGGCUCCUCCGACUCCAACGACUCGAUAUCGAUAUCCCCUGAAGCGUCGUCAAUCGCCAGCGACUAUAUGAGCGUGAUGGAGACUGCCGUUCCAGCCUCUUGGGAGUACAUGAACUCCGCCGAAAUAGCUUCAGUCGCCAGCGCCGCUGCGGCUGGCACCUACCCAGCCUGGUACAACGCCCUCCCAGCUAGCAUCAAAGCUGUAGUUACCGAGCUCGGUGGCUUUAACGAAGAGUUGCUCGGUGUUGGCUCUUCGACGGCUGUUGCUGCGGACAACGCUGCCUCCGAACAUACCACCAAACCUACUUCCGAAACCGCCGUGGCUACUACUGCUGCUGGCUCAUCUGACUUGGCUUCCACUUCAACUCAGACUUCAACUCAGACUGCAACUCAUGCUUCUGCGACAUCGGGUGCUGCUUCCAGCUCUGAGUCCACUACCCCUUCGUCUGCGAGCUCAACUGGUGGUGCCCCUGCUGCUACUGGCAGUGUCGCUUUGGGCGUUGCUGGAGCGGUUGGCUUUUUGGGUCUUGCUCUUGCGCUUUAG
Molecule: messenger RNA, 627 nt
Organism: Penicillium nucicola
Lineage: Eukaryota; Fungi; Ascomycota; Eurotiomycetes; Eurotiales; Aspergillaceae
Exons: 1
Coding region: 1-627 (208 amino acids)
Source: RefSeq, a predicted model, not a curated record